AUGAAGACUCCAGUGUUUGAGUUAGCGGUGGUCGACAUGCGGGAUGAAAAGCUCCACCAGAAUCUUGGGUUGGCUAGAGAUUUUCUGACAAACUCAUUCACCUUCGUCAGUCCGUCAACCCAGCUUCUUGUUUUGCAAUGUGGACAUCCAGUAGUUUAUCAUCAGGAUCGAUGUUGUCUGCGGUUACAAGACGUUAUUCCAACAAGACAGGGUAGUGCUGUCUUUUCCAGAUUCUCUAGUUAUGCCAAGAGAAGAGGCGUUACACCAACCUUCACUGAUGCAGCAGUAGGGUCACCGAGAAAACGGGAGCAGAAAGGGCAAAUUCCCACAAAUGCAGGAACCCACCUUGCAGCCCGAUUUGCAGCAGGGACUUCAUUUACACUUCAGCUUUUCCAGCGUACACUUGAAGAGACUCUUGCUUCAUUUCAGAAAUCCAAUCACAAAGACGUUCGAAAUCUUCACAUAGAAUUUUAA
Molecule: messenger RNA, 474 nt
Organism: Fraxinus pennsylvanica
Lineage: Eukaryota; Viridiplantae; Streptophyta; Magnoliopsida; Lamiales; Oleaceae
Source: the annotation of a GenBank genome assembly